Molecule: messenger RNA, 2017 nt
Organism: Eubalaena glacialis (North Atlantic right whale)
Lineage: Eukaryota; Metazoa; Chordata; Mammalia; Artiodactyla; Balaenidae
Gene: PGM3
Product: phosphoglucomutase 3
Exons: 13
Coding region: 113-1744 (543 amino acids)
Biological process (GO): hemopoiesis; carbohydrate metabolic process; UDP-N-acetylglucosamine biosynthetic process
Molecular function (GO): magnesium ion binding; phosphoacetylglucosamine mutase activity
Source: RefSeq, a predicted model, not a curated record
CCUUUCUCGGGAGCCACCCUGGCCCCGGGCGGCAUCCUGUGAGUCCGGGCGAUUUGGAUCCACCUGGCCUCUGCCCCGAGGGGCCCAGGCUUAGUGAGGGGGUCUUACAGGCAUGGAUUUAGAUGCUGUUACAAAGCAGUCAGCAUUACAUGCCAAGCCUGAUGGACUCACCCUUCAAUAUGGGACUGCUGGAUUUCGAACGAAAGCAGAACAUCUUGAUCAUGUCAUGUUUCGAAUGGGAUUAUUAGCUGUCCUGAGGUCAAAACAGACCAAAUCUACUAUAGGAGUCAUGGUAACAGCAUCACACAAUCCUGAGGAAGACAAUGGUGUAAAGUUGGUUGAUCCUUUGGGUGAGAUGUUGGCACCAUCCUGGGAGGAGCACGCUACCUGUUUGGCAAACGCUGAGGAACCAGAUUUGCCGAGAGUGUUGGUGGACGUCAGCGAGAAAGCGGCUGUGAACCUGCACCAAGAUGCCUUCGUGGUGAUCGGUAGAGAUACCAGGCCCAGCAGUGAGAAACUUUCACAGUCUGUAAUAGAUGGUGUGACUGUUUUAGGAGGUCAGUUCCAUGAUUAUGGCUUGUUGACGACGCCCCAACUGCACUACAUGGUGUGCUGCCGAAAUACCAGCGGCCAGUGUGGAAAGGCAACCGUAGAAGGUUACUACCAGAAACUCUCUGCAGCCUUUGUGGAGCUUACCAAACAGGCCUUCUGCAGUGGAGAUGACCAAAGAACACUUAAGGUUGACUGUGCGAACGGCAUAGGGGCCCUGAAGCUGAGAGAAAUGAAACACUACUUCUCCCAGGGGCUGUCAGUUCAGCUGUUUAACGAUGGGACCAAAGGGAAGCUCAAUCAUUUAUGUGGGGCUGACUUUGUGAAGAGUCACCAGAAACCUCCACAGGGAAUCGAAAUGAAGUCCAAUGAAAGAUGCUGUUCCUUCGAUGGAGAUGCAGACAGAAUAAUUUACUACUACCAUGAUGCAGAUGGUCAGUUUCAUCUCGUGGAUGGAGACAAGAUAGCAGCACUCAUUAGCAGUUUCCUUAAGGAACCCCUGUUGGAGAUUGGAGACAGUUUGAGUCUCGGUGUCGUACAAACUGCAUAUGCCAAUGGAAGUUCAACACGGUACCUGGAAGAAGUGAUGAAGGUACCUGUCUAUUGUACUAAAACUGGUGUAAAACAUCUGCAUCACAAGGCUCAGGAGUUUGACAUUGGAGUUUAUUUUGAAGCAAACGGGCAUGGCACAGUUCUGUUUAGUAAAGCUGCUGAAAUGAAGAUAAAACAACUAGCAAAAGAAUUGGAAGAAGAUAAGAAAAGGAAAGCUGCUAAGAUGCUUGAAAAUGUGAUUGACUUGUUUAACCAGGCAACUGGUGAUGCUAUUUCUGACAUGCUGGUGAUUGAGGCAAUCUUGGCUCUGAAGGGCUUGACCGUACAGCAGUGGGACGCCCUCUAUACAGAUCUUCCAAACAGACAGCUCAAAGUUAAGGUUGCAGACAGGCAAGUUAUUAGCACCACAGAUGCCGAAAGACAAGCAGUUAAACCUCCAGGACUCCAGGAGGCCAUCAAUGAGCUGGUGAAGAAGUACAGGCUGUCUCGAGCUUUUGUCCGGCCCUCUGGUACAGAAGACAUAGUCCGAGUCUAUGCAGAAGCGGACUCGCAGGAAAAUGCGGACAGCCUUGCAUAUGAAGUGAGCUUGGCAGUAUUUCAGCUGGCUGGAGGGAUUGGAGAAAGACCUCAACCAGGUUUCUGAGGACAAUUUUUAUAUUUUUAGAAACUAGAUUUUUAAAAACUUUUUACAGGAUAAUAGUACUGCCAUUAUUGUGACAGGUUCAAACACAUUUAUAAUCAUAAAUGUUUAGACUGCACCUUACUGGAUUAUUUCUAGAUCUGAUUAUUCAUUCUUUAGAAAUAGGUAAGCCCUUAUACUUGUUAAAUUUAGUUUUUUUAAAAAACUGAAAUUUACCUCUAAUAUCAGUCACACUAAUGUAAAAUAUUGGAGCUUAAGUAUAUGAUUCAGUCAUUA